AUGGCACCAUCUGCAGCGGCAGCGUCACUAACGCGUGACAAUAUCAAGUUUCUGGCCAUCGCACGCGCUACCGACAAAGUAAUUGUGGCUUGCUAUAUGCAUACAGCUGGAAAGCCUGUACGCAAUGGAGAAGGUGACAUGAAUGUGUUUCGAGAAAUGCUUAGUAAAGUGAUUCGUGCUCCGACAUGGAAGACACAAGUGACACCAAAUGGCCGUCAUUCGCUUGAUUGUGAUCCAAAUAAGUUUCACUUUACUAUGAACAACGAUGAGCUUGUGUUUGCAGCUAUAACUUCGAAAGACUAUCCCAUUCGAUUAGCUUUUCAGAUGAUUUCAGCGAUUCAGACGGAGAUUAUACCAAAAUUUGGAUCGAAAGCUCUGACCUGUCGAGAGAACGGACUGGACAAGGAUUGUGCGAAAAUCUUUACUGCUAUUGCUGCUGGGUAUGAUGACCGUACAAAGGUGGACAAACUAUCGGACGUAAUGCAUCAAGUUGAUGGUGUAAAGACAGUGAUGCACAAUAAUAUUCAAGUGGUCUUGUCAAAUACGGAGAAAAUGGAAGUUGUGGAGCAAAAAACAAACGAUCUCAAUGAACAAGCUAAAGUCUUUCGGAACACUGGCCGAAAAUUACGUCGACAAAUGUGGUGGAAAAAUGUCAAGCUCACAAUCUUGCUUAGUGUCUGCGCUAUACUUGUUCUUUUCAUUCUCCUUGCCGUACUUGGAGUCUUUAAAAAGAGCUCUUCCAAGGAGUCUAAUAGAUUACUUCGUGCAUUUUAG
Plasmopara halstedii is the source of this 774-nucleotide messenger RNA. RefSeq names its product vesicle-associated membrane protein 7b. The transcript has 2 exons. Bases 1 to 774 code for a protein of 257 amino acids. NCBI's taxonomy places the organism in Eukaryota, Oomycota, Peronosporomycetes, Peronosporales, Peronosporaceae. Gene Ontology annotation, cellular component: membrane. Gene Ontology annotation, biological process: vesicle-mediated transport. The record is from RefSeq and is a predicted model, not a curated record.